This is a messenger RNA of Caenorhabditis bovis, 366 nucleotides long. Lineage: Eukaryota; Metazoa; Nematoda; Chromadorea; Rhabditida; Rhabditidae. The record is from the annotation of a GenBank genome assembly.
AUGAAUUGUAAUCUCAACAGAACGUGGUACUAUAAAAUUCACAUGUGGGAAUUGGAUAGUAUAACUCCUGACGAUUACUUGGGACAGACUAAUGGCUCAUCAUAUGCUCCUUAUAAGGAGCAAAUUGUCAAAGUGGCCAUAUAUGAAGAGGAGUAUUUUUCAAGGGGUCUUGACUUCAAAUAUGUCAUUAAGCAUAGCUGCAAUGAGCUCGGAUUUACCACAUGGGUCGAGGAGACUAUCAAUGAGACGUGCGGAAAAGGACUAGAAUGCGUUUUUUGGGGAGAUUUCUUCUUCGAUUCGAAAUUGGGCCAAAUAAGCCAACCGAAAGAGCCGGAUUGGCAGCAAUUGAAUCGAACGCUUUUGUAA